CUCCAACCCUGGUUCAAAGUUUAAUUGCACACAUCAGGACAGUUGGAUAAGAGUGUCUUGAAAAGAACCUGAACAGAAGAUCUUGCUUUUUGUGUCAGAUCAGUGCAUUUUGUCGGCCGCCACUUUUCUAUUUUCCUUAGGAUUAAUUCUGCACUGGAGAGAUUCACGCCUUGUAACGAGUUUGUUGCAGCACCCGAGAGCUCCACAGCUCAGAUUCUGCUCCCACUUUCAGGGGUCUGCUUUCCUGGCAUUUCCUGCAGUUACAGGCUUUGCAGCUUCACAGACAGAAGAUGCCGCCGAAUAUGUUGGCAGUUUUCCGCGCCGCUGCUCUGCUGACCAAGACUGGGAGACUAGGAGUGCAGAGAGCUUGGACACCGUUUUUAGCAGCUCAGCCCAACCGUGCCAUCCAUGCAGACAGUCCACCCAAUGUACCAACCCUAACUACCAGCUAUGCCCAUGGUGUCUCCUCUUUCUCCCUGCAGUCUUUAACUGUGGGAAAGGCCCUGCAGGUCACAGCGGAGCGGUGGCCUGACCGUGAGGCUGUGGUGUUCGUGCAGAGUGGAAUUAGGAAGACCUUUGCUCAGUUCCAACAUGAUGUGGAUCAGGCAGCAGCAGGUCUUUUGGCUCUGGGCCUGAAGAAAGGAGACCGAUUAGGGAUGUGGGGACCCAACACGUAUGAAUGGCUUCUAAUGCAGUUUGCCACAGCCAAGGCUGGUAUCAUUAUGGUGUCAGUGAAUCCAGCCUAUCAACCGCAAGAGCUGGAAUUGGCAUUGAAAAAGGUCCAGUGCAAAGCAAUUGUAUGUCCCACACAGUUUAAGACACAGAGAUACUGUGACAUGUUGAGGCAGCUCUGCCCUGAGAUGAAUACUGCCCCUCCUGGAGGGAUAAAGAGUUCCAGAUUCUCAGAACUGAGUACGGUUAUUGUGCUGGACAGUCAGCAGCCUGGGACAUUUCACUGGAAUGAUCUAAUGCAGGCUGGGAGCAGCGAACACUACCAGCAGCUGCAGGACAUCCAGAAGCAGCUGUCCUUUGACGAUCCUGUUAACAUCCAGUUCACAUCGGGAACUACUGGAAGUCCAAAAGGAGCUGCCCUGUCUCACCACAAUAUCGUCAACAAUGCCUACUUCAUGGGCCUGCGUGUGGGAUUUGAGUGGAGGAAAGAUGUUCGGGUGUGUUUGCCAGUGCCACUGUAUCAUUGUUUUGGUUCAGUGGGUGGGGGGAUGGUGAUGGCAGUGCAUGGAAUCACGCUGGUCUUUCCCUCCACUGGAUAUGAUGGACGUGCUAACCUGGCAGCCAUACAGACAGAGAAGUGCACAUUUGUCUAUGGUACUCCUACUAUGUACGUAGAUAUGCUAGGUCAGCCUGACUUGGCCGAGUUUGACCUGUCAUCUAUUAAAUCUGGAAUUAUGGCUGGCUCUCCCUGCCCUGCUGAAAUAGUAAAGAAUGUGAUCAAAGUCAUGGGCAUAAAGGAUAUGGUGAUUGCAUAUGGCACCACUGAGAACAGUCCUUUGACUUUCAGCGGCUUCCCUGUUGACAGCAUGGAGAGAAAGGCAGAAACUGUGGGAUGUAUCUAUCCUCACACUGAGGCGAAGGUGGUUGACCCUACAACAGGAACCAUUGUUCCUCUAGGAGUUCAAGGAGAGCUAAUGAUCAGAGGAUACUGUGUCAUGCUAGGAUACUGGCAAGAGGAGGCCAAAACCCAAGAAUCCAUCACUAAAGAGGGCUGGUACAAGACUGGUGAUAUUGCCAGUUUGGACAAGUAUGGUUACUGCAAAAUAGAGGGACGACUCAAAGACAUGAUCAUCCGUGGAGGAGAAAAUAUCUACCCUGCUGAAAUUGAACAGUUUCUGCACACACAUCCAAAAGUCCAGGAAGUACAGGUGGUUGGGGUGAAAGAUGAGAGAAUGGGUGAAGAGAUAUGUGCCUGCAUCAAAUUGAAGGCUGGGCAAGAAUGCACUGUGGAGGAGAUUCAGGCCUACUGCAGAGGCCAGAUUGCCCAUUUCAAGAUCCCACGCUAUGUGACUUUUGUUGAGAGCUAUCCUCUUACUGUCUCAGGCAAGAUCAAGAAGAACAACCUGCGGGAGCAGAUUGAGAAACAGCUGGGACUGUGAAUGGAAGGAAAGGCGUGCCAUGUUUUUAAACAGAGGAAAUGCCAGAAAGUGAGCCUGAGAUAUUGAUAUGCCACUUAAUAACCUUAAUUUCUCUCUUAAUAUCUCUAUAUGUUACAUCUUUAUUCACAUUCAAAGUAUAUUCAGUGAUUUAGACACCCAAGUGGUAACCCUGAUUUGAUUUUACACAGAUGAACUAGGAGAGAUACUGUUCUAGAUACAGAAGGUAAUAAAUCAGUAGAAUUAUGUUUGAGGGAUUUUAGUGGGCAAUGAAAUCCCCUCCUAUGUCCUGAUUAGGUGAUCUCUUGAACCUUCUAAAAUGCAACGUUUAAGAAACUAAAUAUGAAUGAUGUAUACCAUGUUAAUGUAAAAAACAUUUAAAAUCACUGUAUGGUUUUAACGACUUUUUGCAUAUAUUCAAUAUUAUAUUUCUCAGUGGCAAGGAGUAAACCUUUAUAUUGUUUUCCA
Molecule: messenger RNA, 2576 nt
Organism: Pygocentrus nattereri (red-bellied piranha)
Lineage: Eukaryota; Metazoa; Chordata; Actinopteri; Characiformes; Serrasalmidae
Gene: acsf2
Product: acyl-CoA synthetase family member 2
Exons: 16
Coding region: 291-2111 (606 amino acids)
Biological process (GO): fatty acid metabolic process
Molecular function (GO): medium-chain fatty acid-CoA ligase activity
Source: RefSeq, a predicted model, not a curated record